Molecule: messenger RNA, 171 nt
Organism: Monoraphidium neglectum
Lineage: Eukaryota; Viridiplantae; Chlorophyta; Chlorophyceae; Sphaeropleales; Selenastraceae
Exons: 2
Coding region: 1-171 (56 amino acids)
Source: RefSeq, a predicted model, not a curated record
AUGGACGGCCUUCGCGAGCUCGGCUGCCAGCUGCUGACUCUGGACGUGACGGACCCGGCCAGUGUCUGCGCCGCGGUGGACCGCAUUGUGGCCGAGGCCGGGCGCAUCGAUGUUGUGGUCAACAAUGCUGGGGUAGCAAUCCGAAAGGUGAUGGUGCGCCGGUGUGCAUGA